Molecule: messenger RNA, 768 nt
Organism: Hippopotamus amphibius kiboko
Lineage: Eukaryota; Metazoa; Chordata; Mammalia; Artiodactyla; Hippopotamidae
Gene: REEP6
Product: receptor accessory protein 6
Exons: 5
Coding region: 105-659 (184 amino acids)
Source: RefSeq, a predicted model, not a curated record
CCUCCCGGGGGCUUCGCCUGGGGCGAAGGCGGCGCGCACGCCCUCCGGCAGGUGUGCAGGGCGGCGGUCCAGUUCAAGCUGCCAGCCCCGGGCCCGCCGGUGCCAUGGACAGCCUGCGCCAGCGCUUCGAGCGCUUUCUGGAACGGAGGAAUCUGGCCACCGAAGCGCUCGGGGCGCUCGAAGCCAAGACCGGUGUCGACAAGCGGUACUUGGCCGCGGGAGCCGGCACCCUGCUCGGCCUGUAUCUUCUGUUUGGGUACGGGGCGUCUCUACUGUGCAAUCUCAUCGGCUUUGCGUACCCCGCCUAUGCUUCGAUCAAAGCUAUCGAGAGCCCAAGCAAAGAGGACGACACCGUGUGGCUCAUCUACUGGGUGGUGUACGGCCUGUUCGGGCUGGCCGAGUUCUUCAGCGAUCUACUCCUGUCCUGGUUCCCUUUCUACUACGCGGGCAAGUGCGCCUUCCUGUUGUUCUGCAUGGUUCCCGGCCCCUGGAACGGGGCUCACGUGCUGUAUCGUCGCCUCAUACGUCCAGUGUUUCUAAAGCAUCACGAGGCCGUGGACAACAUGAUGAGCGACCUCAGCGGGCGGGCCCUGGACGUGGCAGCCGGGAUAACGAGGGACGCCAAGGCAAGCGGGACUCAGGCCCAGGAGAACAAGUGACGUCCCUGGCCAGCCCCUGCGCGGACGCACCAGCCGGCGGCGAGUCCUCUGCGGAGUCCUCAGCCGAGACCCCAGCGGAGCCCACCCCCCGCCCCUCGUCCCCGAGCAA